AGACGCAACGCUGAGAGUACGAGAUAACGGUCCACAACGCGGCAGGAAUUAAACUAUAACGGAGUUCGGUUUGCUUCAAUAGAUUAAACAGACAUUGAGAAUCAAGGAGAUUUCAACAAUUUAAAGAUUAGAUUUUCCACUGUUCAUGUAUUUUGUCUAUUUUUCAUCAACUCCCAUUUUAGUAUCGUUUAUUAUCAAACGUCAUCUCAUCGGAAUACCAUGACGAGCUCGGCGGUUCAACUUCCCGGUUAUGCUCUUGCUUUGAUCGGUCUUGUUGGCUCAAUGAUUGCCACCACUAUGGUGGAGUGGAAAAGGCACUCUUACACAGAGAGCACGGUAACAUCAAAGGAAACUUACCUGGGGUUAUGGAUGUCAUGCACAGUCGACGUCACAAGACACACGAUGUGCGUCAAUUACAAGUCACUCUUUCACCUGCCAGCGGAGAUUCUGACCACCCGAGUGGUGAUGAUCCUCAGUGUCAUGUUGUCAGCCGUUGGGGUGCUGGUAGCCACGCUGGGGAUGAGAUGCACCCGAUGCCUGGAGGAGGAUGAAAAGCAGAAGGACAGAGUAGCCAUUGUUGGAGGAUUCCUCUUCGUCAUCGCAGGUGUUCUGGCCAUAUCGGUAACCUCCUGGUUUGCCAACGCCAUCAUCCGGUCCUUUGAAUUCUCAGACUCACCUACUUCCUUACAUAACAGGUUUGAGUUUGGCAACGCUGUGCUGGUGAGCUGGGGUGCAGGUAUCUGCUCUGUGGUGGGCGGAUUUCUCCUGGGCUGCGGGUAUCUGUGGAGUUGUCCCCAGGGCUCACGCUCAGUCUCAUCCUUCACCCAACCCAAAGUAAUCCCUGGCACCCGGCCUGGCACCCACUAUGUUUAAGGGGCCUCACUAUGCCUAGAGGAAGCCCUAGGAAGCUCAAUUCGUUGAGGCUUAAACCAGAGAGCCUACUACUCACACCGAAGGACUACAGUAGAGCAGAAUACGUGUAGUUACUCAAGUACUCUACUGUGUGUGAUUUGCCUACAUUAUGAUUGUGAGAGUUCAUUUGGGAGGUCUGUGUGCUCCAUGAAAGUAUUUUUCUAAUGAAUUGUGUUUGGAUGUGUGAAGAUGGUUGGCUGUGGUCAUGAUGUGUAACACCUGCCAUAUAUCCGUUUUCAACCUCAAAUAAAGUGCCUCCACUAAAGGAAUUUUCAAAUAUC
Messenger RNA from Salvelinus namaycush (lake trout), 1193 nucleotides. Its product is annotated as claudin-1-like. Bases 220 to 873 code for a protein of 217 amino acids. Gene Ontology annotation, biological process: cell adhesion; bicellular tight junction assembly. Gene Ontology annotation, molecular function: structural molecule activity. Lineage: Eukaryota; Metazoa; Chordata; Actinopteri; Salmoniformes; Salmonidae. The transcript is spliced from 4 exons. Gene Ontology annotation, cellular component: bicellular tight junction; plasma membrane. The record is from RefSeq and is a predicted model, not a curated record.